AUGAGAGUUCACUCUCCCACUUAUUCAAUCGCUAUAACCGAAUCCGAUGGUAAGGGUAUUUCAAACCAAAAUUCAAACGCUAAUACUAAUGCUGCUUCAAAUGGUAAUUCAAACUCCAAUCAAAACGCUAACCAAAAGGCUAACUCGAACACUAACGCCGAUUCAAAUGGUGGCUCAAACUCAAACGAAAAUUCAAGCAGUAACACUAACACAGUUACUAACACAAACACUAACGCUAACUCAAAUGGUAAUUCAAAUAUGAAUUCAAAUAAUAAUUCAAACACCAACGCAAAUGCCAACGCAAACGCAAACGGCAACUCAAACUCAAAUUCAAACGCAAAUGCCAACGCAAACGCAAACGGCAACUCAAACUCAAAUUCAAACGCAAAUGCCAACGCAAACGCUAAUUCAAACGGUUAUUCGAGCGCUAAUGCAACCUCUAAUUCAAAUGGUGGUCCAAAGAAGUAUCCAGCUUGUCCUGCCAAGCCAAAUGGAUCGGAUCGUUAUGGCCCAUCACGUAUACUUCUCAGUCGAUAUGAAAAUGGCUAUGGUGGUUACACUGGAGAUUUGAAGGACCAAGCCCCCAAAAAAUCACCUUUAAGAGAGACUUUGAAUCAAGGUGCUCGAUUGCUCUGUCUUCUUGCCGAAAUUGGUGCAAAUUUAAUUGCUGAUUAUGCUGAUGCGGGCCUUUCUGACAUGGAUCUUUCAAAAAUGGGUCUUCCUAAUAUGGACUUUCUCAGCAUGGGAUGA
Molecule: messenger RNA, 750 nt
Organism: Tetranychus urticae (two-spotted spider mite)
Lineage: Eukaryota; Metazoa; Arthropoda; Arachnida; Trombidiformes; Tetranychidae
Source: RefSeq, a predicted model, not a curated record